Messenger RNA from Paracoccidioides lutzii Pb01, 426 nucleotides. RefSeq lists its product as hypothetical. The transcript is spliced from 2 exons. Bases 1 to 426 code for a protein of 141 amino acids. The record is from RefSeq and is a predicted model, not a curated record.
AUGCGGCGGAUAUACGUGAAGUAUGUGGGCAAGAAGAAGCGGAUGGCAGCUUCUGAGAAACAGCAGCGGAUAGCGAAAGAGAAGGCGGAAAGAGGAGCAAAAGAAACAAAAAGCAAUUUGGAAAUUGAUGGCGAAAAAAGCCUCGCGAUGCUGGCAUUGCCACCACCGCUGCUAGCUGUGGGGGAUAAAGUUGUACGAGCUGCGGCGUGUAGCCGGCCAAACUACAACUUUGUCGAAGACCCUCUCUGCGCUGUUAUCACCCGCAAAGCCCGGGAGGGCCAGAUGUGCGUGUGUGUUAAGUUUUCGCUCUGUGAUCUUGGGAUCUCGAAUGCACAGUUCGUUCGCCAUGAAGCUAGUAACUUCGUGACAAAGAGAAGACCUAAGGAGAAAAGUCGUACGCUGGGGAGAAAGUGGGCAUUUGUAUGA